CUUGCUCACGGAUUGGUCAUGAGAGGCGAGCACCGGCGACCGACUCCGCACCUCGGCGCCUUAGCUCACGAUCGGAAUCGAUACAAAGACAAUCCACCAGAUUUCUACGCGCUGGGCGAGCAGUACCCAGAGUUCAAACAAUAUCUGCGCAAUGUAGACGAUGCCAGGUGCCGAGCGUCUCUCGCGUGGGACGAUCCUUUCGCCGUUAGGGAGCUGACCAAAACGUUGCUGCUGCAUGACUUUGGACUGCGUUGGGAUAUCCCAAUUAAUCGUCUCUGUCCACCGCUGCCGAACCGCUUGAAUUAUCUCCAUUGGAUCGAAGAUUUGCUCGCUCAAGCUAAUUGGAAUGGGAAACGUCAAACUCAUCAGAAAUCUACCGAAGUGGCUGUAUCUGGUAUUGACGUGGGGACAGGAGCAAACUGCAUCUAUGCGUUGCUCGGCGCGACGAUGAGCAAAUGGAAGUUUAUCGCAACGGAAAUCGACCCCGUUUCCUACGAAUGCGCGAAAGAAAAUAUAACAAGCAAUCAGCUGGAGACUCUGAUCUCUAUUAAGCAAACACACACGGACAAGUUGCUGCUUGAACCGUUGGAGGACGAGCCGCCGGAACGCAAAUUCGACUUUGUUAUGUGCAACCCUCCCUUCUUCGACAACAUGAAGGAGGCAGACACAAAUCCGGAGUCGAGCUGUAUGGGCAGCACUAACGAGAUGAUGUUCCCUGGAGGAGAGGUUGCCUUUAUUGGGAAUAUGAUCUCGGAGAGCGAGAUGUUGCAGAAUCGCAUACUCUGGUUUACCUCGAUGGUUGGUAAGAAGUCGAGUCUGCGCAAGCUUCUUGCUCUGCUUCGUGGGAAACAGGUGAAAAGUACUCGCACGACGGAGUUUUUCCAGGGACGAACCAAGCGAUGGGGAAUCGCAUGGACAUUCUCGACAGAUGUGAUGGAUGACCCUACUCCAAAAGUACUGGGUAAGCGCAAAGAAGCCCACCGAAGACAGGAACUUAGUUUCCAGGUGCCAGUGAAAACCCAAGAAGGUUUGUUCAAUGUCUUGUCGGUGCUUUUUAUUGCAUGAUGUGGGUAUCUGACACAAUCUCUGU
Molecule: messenger RNA, 1090 nt
Organism: Phytophthora nicotianae INRA-310
Lineage: Eukaryota; Oomycota; Peronosporomycetes; Peronosporales; Peronosporaceae
Exons: 5
Coding region: 19-1065 (348 amino acids)
Biological process (GO): rRNA base methylation
Cellular component (GO): nucleus
Molecular function (GO): 23S rRNA (adenine(1618)-N(6))-methyltransferase activity
Source: RefSeq, a predicted model, not a curated record